Dalotia coriaria is the source of this 2408-nucleotide messenger RNA. It is a transcript of the gene Chpf, whose product is annotated as Chondroitin polymerizing factor. Gene Ontology annotation, cellular component: Golgi cisterna membrane. The record is from RefSeq and is a predicted model, not a curated record. The transcript has 5 exons. Lineage: Eukaryota; Metazoa; Arthropoda; Insecta; Coleoptera; Staphylinidae. Gene Ontology annotation, molecular function: glucuronosyl-N-acetylgalactosaminyl-proteoglycan 4-beta-N-acetylgalactosaminyltransferase activity. Bases 141 to 2321 code for a protein of 726 amino acids.
AUCAUUAAAAACAAGAAAAUCAACAUAAAAAACUAAUUUUUAAACGUAGAGGUCAUUUCAAUGUCAAACACAGGUUAUGUUUCCUCGAAAUGUUUACAAAAUAAAAAUAAUUGAACCUACGCCCGCGUAGAUCACCAACAAUGUGGAAGAGCACCGUAAAAGUGAUCUUCAACAAUUACUACCUCAUAUUCGGCAUAAUAAUCGGCUUGUUUUUCAACUUCAGCUUCAUCGAGCUCGACUGCUCCAACAAGUCAACAUUCAUCCCCGAUUUCAACUACUCCGCACUAAGGGCGGUGAUAAAAAGCAAUGUCACGCGCGGAGCCACGAGUAAAUCCGCGCCCGUACGACCCCGUUACUACUCCACCGAGCUGGGCAUCCGCGAAAAACUGUUCAUCGGUGUGUUCACCUCAGAGGAGAAACUCCAGACACAAACAGUGCAUGUGAACCACACACUGCAUCACCUGGUGCAGCAGGUGAGGUAUUUCAUGACUGCUGCACCCUCGCGAAGAAGAAACAACGUAAAUUACUCGGGUUUGAUUGGUUUCACUGAAGGCAAACCAAGUCACAGGCCAUUUCAGGUGAUCAAGUACAUCUGUGACAACUUCCUGCAAGACUAUGACUAUUAUUUCCUUAUGAAUGAUUUUAACUAUCUGGAUGUGAGGAAAUUGAGGAGUAUUGUUGAGGGAAUCAGUGUGAGUAGGGAAGUGUAUGCUGGGAGUGCAGUUAAAGAUGGAACUUAUUGUAAUAUAGAUGCAGGGAUAUUAUUUAGUAACUCAGUGAUGAAAGCAAUGAAACAGCACAUUGAAUGGUGUGUAAUGAAUGCUGUUACAUCAGACAACAGUGAAAAUAUUGCCAGAUGUGUUUACUAUGCUACAAAAUUGGAAUGUCAGGAAAAUAUUCCAGGGCUGAAUAUUGCAAGUUAUAAGCUGAGAUCAUUUGAUCUUGAAAAAAAGUUUAAAACCUUGCAGAAGAAUGAAGAGUUUAAUAAUGCUGUUACUGUUUAUCCUAUCAUCAACAAAGAGGAUUUCUACCUGCUACAUUCUCACUACUCAAAGUUGCAUUUACAACGUUUAAAAAGUGAAAUUUCUGAACUCUCGCGUGAUUUAACGGAACACUGGCCGCCUGGUGAGCGAAAAGGCAGCAUCCCCGCGACAAGAUUCGACCUCCCCAAUAAAUUCUACUUUAAUCGGACGCAUGUCUUCGCCCCGGAUGAUUUUACAACAAUUCGAAGACACAAAAAGACUGAACAACUUGAUAUUGACAAUAUUUUACAAACCAUAUCAAAAACCACGAACAAAAGCCUGGAAUUUCUGGAAUUGGUCAAUGGCUAUCGUACAUUUGACAUGUCACGCGGAUUAGAUUACAUCUUCGACUUGAAAUUCAUCGAGAAAUCCACGAAGAAAGUCUACAAUAAACGCUUUGAAGUGUGUAAACCCAUCGGUAACGCGGAAUUCAUCCCAGCGCCUUACGUAACAGAAAACUCUAAAGUUUCUAUUCUACUGGUGAUUGAAGAGAACGAAGUGCAAGCAACUCUAGAGUUUCUACAACGGUUUGAUGCGAAUAUUAUGGAGAAAAAAGAAAAGGUUCUCUUGAUGUUAGUGUUUCUCUACCAGGCGACCACGCCGAGUAAAGGCGAUGGUGAUGUCUUCGGCGCUGUCAAAGACGCAGCCAUACGAUACUCAAACAAAUACAAAAGCGAAGACACCAAAGUCGCAUGGGUCUCCAUCAGAUUACCACAAUUACCAGCUGGACAAUACAUAUCUCGACAUGAAUACAAAGUGUUAAAUUUUGUCGCCAUUGAUUUGGCGCUGAAGAAAAUCGGCGUUGAAAACCUGAUACUUUUCAUGACACCAUUCGGUGAUUUACAAGUGGAUUUCCUCAAUCGUGUGCGAAUGAACACGGUAAUUAACUUUCAGAUAUUCUCAGUGAUACCAUUCAGGUUUUAUCACCCGGAUUUGGUGGAAUAUGAUCGUGAAAAGCUCGAGAUUAACAAGAACAACGGCCAUUUUGAUCCGGAAUGCUAUGAGUUCGUCGCAUUCUACGGCAGGGAUUAUGUGACAGCAAGAAAACGGUCGAAACAUUUAGUGCCUUUAACGCGAGUGGAUAACGAUAUUGUAAAUGUUUUGCAAGAUGUUUAUAAGGAAAGAGGGAAUGUCUUCCGGAUGUUUGUUGAAUUUGCAAAGGAGCUGCAUUGCUUGCGUGCACCGGAUAUGUCUUUGAAAGUGAAAUAUCAUGAGGAAAUGGAUGAAAAUCGAAACAAUUGGUUUCUUGCAACAAAGACACAACUCGCCAAAGUGAUACUCUCUAACAGUGAUAUGUAAUAGAUUGAUUUAAAGACGUAUUUUUUAAUAAUUGACAUGACAAUAAAUUAUGUUAUGUAGGCAGGGUUGCCUACAUUUUAAAAAUAA